AUGGCAGUUCCCCGGCUCCCACUGGUGCUGCUCCUACUGCUGUCCUUAGCCCUGGGAUCUGCUGGACAAGAAGGUCUCCAUCCAGCCCAGGAUACCGGGGAGAGGAUCAUUAAUGGAAUUCAAUGUCCAAGAGCCUCCCAACCCUGGCAGGUGGCUCUGUACCAAAACAAUCUGUUCCUGUGUGCAGGCGUGCUGGUCCACAAGAAAUGGGUGCUCACUGUCGCCGACUGCUACUCGAGAUUGUACACUGUGCAAAUGGGCACUAAUCUUCUAGUCGAUGGAAAUGCCCAGAAGAUCAGGGCCACAGAGUUCUUCACCCACCCCCAGUAUGACGUAACCACAAACGUUCAUAACAUCAUGCUGGUGAAGCUGAGCAGCCCGGCCAAUCUCUCGUCCACCGUGAGGAUAAUCAAGUUGCCCUCCAGCUGCAAACAGCCUGGCACCACUUGUACUGUCUCUGGCUGGGGCAGCACCACCAUGGAUGGAGCAGUGAAAAACCCAUCAGCGCUCAUGUGCUCGAAUGUCAGAAUGAUCCCCUACAAUGACUGCAAGAAGGUUUACCCGACCCUGUUGAGGAAAUACACCAUCUGUGCUGCUCCCCCCAGAAGAUCCUCCUUCGCCUGCAAAGGUGACUCCGGGAGUCCGCUGAUUUGCCAAGGUUCCCUGCAAGGCCUGGUGUCCUCGGAUUAUUUCCCAUGUCGUCCACCCUUCGACCCCAUCAUCUACACGCGUGUAUGCAAGUACAGAAAAUGGAUAUAUGAAACCAUAAUAAAAAAUUUCUAAUCUCUCCAACCCUAUGCCCUGAACAGGAAAUUCAUAGAAAUAAAGACAUCCAUGACUUGCA
Myotis lucifugus (little brown bat) is the source of this 844-nucleotide messenger RNA. RefSeq names its product kallikrein-7-like. Gene Ontology annotation, biological process: proteolysis; positive regulation of antibacterial peptide production. Bases 1 to 783 code for a protein of 260 amino acids. Lineage: Eukaryota; Metazoa; Chordata; Mammalia; Chiroptera; Vespertilionidae. Gene Ontology annotation, molecular function: serine-type endopeptidase activity. The record is from RefSeq and is a predicted model, not a curated record. The transcript has 5 exons.